AUGCUCUUCAAAUACGUUCAUUUCCUCGCGCUUCUCAUCGUCCUCACGGCAACUGCUGUUCUAAGCAAAGGCUCCGCGAUAGAGUGUGGGCCAGCUGUCGGAGGAGCAAGAUGUGGUCUGAAUACGUGCUGCAGUGUCGCCGGGUUCUGUGGCACGACCAGCGCGCACUGCGGUACAGGGUGCCAACCAGGUUACGGGAGUUGCGUGGUUCCAACCGCUCCCAGUUGUGAUGCGAGCAAGAAGUCUGCUACCAACGGCCGCCGGGUGGGCUAUUGGCAGGUGCAGCAAGUCCAUGAUGACGCCUGUGAUGUGGUGUUGCCCGCAGACAUCGACAGGGCAGGUAUGACGCAUCUGUUACUCGCUUUCGCGCACUUCGACCUAAAGACGUUCGAUGUCAUCCCGGCGAACGCUACAGACGAACGGUACUACGCCGAGUUCACCGCCUUGAAGUCCGAUUCGUUGCAAACGUGGAUCGCUGUUGGAGGAGGGGCUUUCGGCGGCGCGAAAUGGUCAGCUAUGGCGAGAAAUGCUACGUCGCGAACGGCGUUCGUGUCCUCUCUCAAGGACUUCAUGGACAAGUACUCUUUUCAAGGUGUCGAUCUCGACUGGGAAUUCCCGGACCGAUCAGGUUCUGAUGCACAGAAUUUCGUAGCCCUGGCUAAGGAGAUCAAAGACACGAUCAGGUGUGGAAUAUCCACGGCCGUACCUUCGGACUGGGGCAGUGUCAAGGGAUUCGAUAUUGACGGCCUAUCCAAUUAUCUCGACUUCUUCAAUUUCAUGGGUUACGACAUCCACGGUUGGGGCAUCGAUGAAGGAUCGGACCGAACAAAAGUGACGUACGGCGCCGACAUUCGUGACAUCGCAGUCGAACUACUGCCGUUAUGGGCCAAUGCAACCCAGGCUGGGCAAGUGAAUCUGGGCGUUCCAUACUAUGGUCGUGGAUAUACGUUAUCAAACUAUAGCUGCACGAUCAAGGGCUGUAAGGCCAGUGGGCCCAGCAAGUCCGGAAAGUGCACUCCAGAUCCAAGCGGUGUCAUGACCCUUGGCGACCUGGCCACCGUCAUCAAAGAGUGA
Messenger RNA from Exophiala bonariae, 1074 nucleotides. RefSeq lists its product as uncharacterized. Gene Ontology annotation, biological process: carbohydrate metabolic process. Bases 1 to 1074 code for a protein of 357 amino acids. Gene Ontology annotation, molecular function: chitin binding. The transcript has a single exon. NCBI's taxonomy places the organism in Eukaryota, Fungi, Ascomycota, Eurotiomycetes, Chaetothyriales, Herpotrichiellaceae. The record is from RefSeq and is a predicted model, not a curated record.